This is a messenger RNA of Ilyonectria robusta, 612 nucleotides long. RefSeq lists its product as uncharacterized. Lineage: Eukaryota; Fungi; Ascomycota; Sordariomycetes; Hypocreales; Nectriaceae. Gene Ontology annotation, biological process: protein phosphorylation. Gene Ontology annotation, molecular function: ATP binding; protein kinase activity. The coding region runs from base 1 to 612 and encodes 203 amino acids. The transcript has a single exon. The record is from RefSeq and is a predicted model, not a curated record.
AUGACAUUCUUCCCGGUGACCCUGCUUGCGUAUAGCUACACAUUCGUCAGCAAGGGUACGGUGCGGGCGUUCAUCCCCGAUCUCGAGCACGAAGCUGCAGUCUACGAACGCCUCCGGCCGAUCCAAGGCGUUAACGUACCUGUGUUCUUGGGUGCUAUCGACCUCCGAUCGAUGAACAAGAUUUACUACUAUGACCAUCGGGUGUAUGUGGUGUAUAUGAUAUUUCUGUCAUGGGGAGGGCAUCAUAUUCAUCCAGCAGAAACCGUGGAUAGCGAGGGGAGGCUGCUCGAGGAUAAGGCGGUGCGGUCGUUGCGAGCAAUGCAUCAAGAGGGCGUGGUCCACAAGGAUGUGCGCGUCGCAAACAUGUUGUUCAAUCCCGAGACCAAUGGGGUCAUAAUAAUUGACUUUGAACGGGCUUCGCUACUCAGGCCGCCUCGGCGUCCGUUGGCGCAGUUGAUGCCAAAUAAGCGAGCAUGGAAGCAAGAGACAAUAGAUAUCAAGAAGGCGACUGGAGGUUCACGCAAUCAAAGCCGAUCAAGUCGAGGAUUUCCAGAGGAUAUUUUGAUGGCGAAGACGGCGUUCUUAGACGGGGAAAUGCACCGAAAGCUAUGA